This is a messenger RNA of Iphiclides podalirius (scarce swallowtail), 435 nucleotides long. NCBI's taxonomy places the organism in Eukaryota, Metazoa, Arthropoda, Insecta, Lepidoptera, Papilionidae. The record is from the annotation of a GenBank genome assembly.
AUGGAGGUGAAGAAGCAAGAGAAACCUGGAAACUUGUCGCCGGUCAGGCCCACGAUUAAACGGGAGGCUGACGACGGCAAGAGUUCCAGGUCUGGCAGCAAAUCCGAAAAGGAACUCAAGUUACCUCCCGAGAAAGCGCCCAGCGAUGACGGGGCCGUAAGGAGGGAAAGGCGCGCGUCACGGUGCAGUGAAAGUUCAAAGGAGACACUUGAAAGGCAGGACUCGAAGUCGACGUCUCUAGCAAGUCCUAAGGUAUCACGGAAGUACUUCACUAACUGGAAGCAGGCAUGUGACAAAACUAAAGAUAAAACUAAGGAGCUGCUGAAGCGAUGGAGGACGUUGCCUGAGGCUGAAUCAUCCGAAGGUCACAUGGAAGAGGCUGGACACAGUAAGGAAGAAAAACAUCACGGGUGGAGUGUACACGUCUGGAGUAAG